Apis laboriosa (Himalayan honeybee) is the source of this 1785-nucleotide messenger RNA. RefSeq names its product glycosaminoglycan xylosylkinase. Gene Ontology annotation, molecular function: phosphotransferase activity, alcohol group as acceptor. Gene Ontology annotation, biological process: protein phosphorylation. The transcript has 6 exons. The coding region runs from base 230 to 1621 and encodes 463 amino acids. Gene Ontology annotation, cellular component: Golgi apparatus. The record is from RefSeq and is a predicted model, not a curated record. NCBI's taxonomy places the organism in Eukaryota, Metazoa, Arthropoda, Insecta, Hymenoptera, Apidae.
UUUAAAAUUAUUUAAUAUUGAUUAAAUUUUAUCGAAAAUAUUUAUUCACGAUCAUUGUAAUCCAAUGCUUUACACAGCACUUGAAUAAGCAAGUACUUUAGAUUGAAGUUAAAAAUGGCGACCUACACUUGCCGCUUCAUUCUUGGAUGCGAUUAAACAGAAGAUUUAUCGAAACAUGAGGAAAAUAUCCAUUACUAGGUGACAACAAUUGCGUGGCCAAUUUUUAAAGAUGAUUGGCCGACGCUGUGCUCUCAUCGCUUUGGGCGGUCUUUUGAUUCUUGUCCUUAGCGUCAAUUUAUAUUUUAUUCGAAUGAUCGUUGAGAGCUCGUCGCAAAAAACUUCUAAAGGCAUGCCUACUUCACAAUUGAAACCAGAACAAGAACAGUUAAUAUUUCAAGCAGAACAAAAUUUACAAGCUUCACGAAAAUCGGUUGCGAAAGAUAUGAUAAAAAAAAUUAAAGAAGAAAUACAAAUAUUACCAUCAAGAUAUUUUAAACAAAAUACUAGCUAUACAGUAGUAAUGGAAAGAUUGUUAACUGAAUUAAAGAUAAUGCCUAACGUUCAAAAAAAUAUAUGGAGUAUUCCUAAUAGUAAUUGGCCUGAUGCACAUCAGUUAAUACCACCAGUUGCACCCGAAUUAGGAACAAUUCUGGAUAUUUUGCGUAAAUCAAAAGUGAUACGCGCGGAUAACGCACCACUUGGUACGCAAUUGAAAUUGAUGUUAACUUUGGAACAUGGAACGAAAGCGAUGUUUAAGCCUCAGUGGUAUUCUAGGGACGCUAUUAUUCGAGGACCUGUUUAUCACGGAAAAGAUCGACAUAAUGCCGAAGUAGUAGCAUUCCAUUUAUCUUCCUUAUUGGCCUUACGAAGAGUACCGCUUACAGUUAUUAGAAAAUUUGAUUUAAGGAAUGAAAUUCGGCCAUAUGCAACUCCUGAACUUUAUGCUACUAUAUAUCAAGAUGGUAAUGAUACUUGUCUUUAUGGUGUUUGCCAUUAUUGCUCUCCUGCAGAUCCAGUGUGUGGAGUAGGGGAUAUUUUAGAAGGUGCUUUAAUUUCCUGGUUGCCUCGAUAUUUAAAACUUGUAAAACAUCGUCAUCCAUGGCAAAGAACUUAUAAAAAAAACAAACUUGCAACAUGGGAAACCGAUGAUAACUAUUGUGAAAAAGUGAAAGAUUCUAAGGCAUAUUCUCCACAAACAUCGAGUAGACUUUUAGAUUUAGUAGAUACUGCGAUCUUUGAUUUUUUGAUGGAUAAUGGUGAUCGCCAUCAUUACGAAUUAGCACAGAAUAAUUUUCAUAAUCCAGCUGUAUUGUUAAUUGAUAACGGGAAAAGUCUUGGAAACCCUGAUAUAGAUCAUUUUGAUAUUUUAGCACCUCUAUAUCAGUGUUGUAUGAUUCAUAAAACUACUUGGGAUCGUUUAAAAUUAUUUAGUGGUGGCACUUUGAGCAUAGCGCUUUCAAAACUAGUCGCUCAUGAAUCAAUAAUGGCUGAUGUUCAACCCCUUAUUACCGAGGUCCAUUUAAGUGCUAUGGAUAGAAGAUUACUUACUAUUUAUGCAGUUGUAGAAUAUUGUUUAAAAAAUAAGAAAUAUGCUUCCAAUGUUAUUUUAGAUCAUCGGUAGCCUAUACUUUGUGCAAUAUUCAUUGCAAUUCACUUUUAAUGUUUGAAAUAUUAGAGACAUAUUUAUAUUUUAAAUGAUAUUUGAACCAUAUUUUUUUAAUAUUACGAUGAAUUAUAUUUAAUAUUUAAUGAAAUCUUGUUUAAAAUUGUUUCUAUUUACUGUAA